AACAGGUACUAGUACUUCUGCUUUGCAAAAAUGGUAGAGAAACUAGAAAAUCAUUCUAAUUGUAUGAAGCUCUACCAUGUUAUUACUUUCAUUUUUAAUUUGUUAUUUUGUUAUAUUGAAAUCUUCAUUGUUAUUCAGACAUCCCUUACUUUUUCUUCUGUGAGUGGAGUGGUGUACUUUCAACCUCUGACUACUUUUCUUUUGUGUCAUAAAUUUAAUUUUAUUCUCUCCCUCAGUUUUUGAAAACUGUAUUAUACUUUAGGAAGUUGAUUACAGUAUUGUAAAUACAUUUCUGAGUACUUUUAAUUAAGUGAUGAUACCUAGCACUUUCCCAUCAUGGUUAAGUCCCUGGAGAUGACAAAACAGAAUCCUUUUGGGAAGUGGUUCUGUUUUCAACAUCUCAUCACUGGAGCAAGCAGAAUUCUGUUACAGACUUUGAACCGUUAGGGUGCUAUCAGUUGAUGAUUUUGUCAACAUAGUGGACUUAUUUUAAAAUCCAGGUUUUCUCACUAAAGACUUCUUAAAAUUUUUCCAAAAGCCUAAUGACAAACAAAAGAGAAAAAGACAUUUGAGAUAACCAAUUCGGCAUCUGCCAUGAAGCCCUCUGCAGACCUGCUUGAGAUCAUCACUUGUACCAUCCUAAUCUUUGUGAGCAUCGUUGGAAACACUUGUCUGUUUUAUUCUACAAGAAGAUGUAUCACUGGGCAUUUACAGACAUCCUUUCUUCUAGUUUUCAAUCUUAUAUUUGUCCACCUUAUUAAAAACUUGGUGGUGAAUGUAAUGAAAAUUGUUUACUCUUCCGGUAUAAUGUUGGAUUCAGCUGGCUGCAAAGUUCUGCUCUUCACGUCGGCCCUAACAACUUCACUGACCAUCUGGUUCAUGUUAUAUUUUUCAUUGCUUUACCACUGGAAGCUUUACCAAAUUGCCCACCCCCUGAGUGAGAAUCCAAGCCUGGACCAACAGAAGCAUUCCUUGAAGGUGGUUUCUGUACUUUGGGUGACUGGUGUGGUGGUAUACAUCCCAGUUUUAAUUCAUACUAGAAAACCAGACUUCUUGAAUGCGGGUAAUGAUACAGAUCCUUUGUCUACUAACAGGAUGUACAUGGAUUGCCCCGUUGUCUUUCAAAAUAAGCAGGUAGAGUUUUUCUAUGGGAAAAUUGUUUUGGUUCUGAUUGAUAUUCUUCCUUUAGCUAUUUUAGUCUUUGUCUGUUUCUGGAUGUCUUUCCUCCUUUCGGAGAGAAAGAAGAUGACAUAUGGUGACAUCUGGAUUGGAGAUGAUGAUUCAGAAAUUGAAAUCCUUAGAGGGGCCAAGUUCAGUAUUUUAUUAAUGUUGUUGAUCACUCCACUUUGGAUUUCUCACUUUAUCUUAGUCUAUUUCUUGAAAGACUUGGCAGCAUUCAUCUUUAUUCCAGCUGUUCUCACAGCUCUCUCUUCAAGCUUCUCUGCUAUCAGUCCUUUCUUGCUUAUGUUGGUUAAUUACAAAAUGAAGUUGGUGUGCUUCUGUGGUGCCAAGGAGGAAAAACCUACACCAUAGCCUACAAAUGUUAUUCUUUCUCCAUAUGCUUAAUGGCAAAGAAUUCAAGUUUAAUUGUUGGAAAACAGACCCUGUCAUUGGAGAGUACAGCUAAAGUUUUCAUAGCUCUCAUCAACAGUUCCUCAAACGACCUCUAGAAAAUUGACUCUUCUUCAAAAAUAGACUUCAGAGAAAACUGUGCAAGAAAAUAUGUGAACAUUAAGCUAUUAUAAGUUGAAAAAAACAGUCAUCAUAAUAGUUAUUUAAGACAAUACCAAGAGUUCUAAUGUAAAAAUUCUAAAGUAACUCAACAGUUUUUGGUCUGAAAAUGAACUCAUGUAAAUGAUAUAUUAUUUACUCUGUGCAAGAUAUUGUGUUAAAAAAAAAACAACAUAUUGAUGAAACUGAAGAUAAUAAUUCCUGGCUGAAUUUUAAAGGUACACAUAAAUAAUCUUGUUUUCCUUGAAAUGCUUUCACACAUAUUAGAAGUGUAUUAGGUAGGUGCACAUUGUUCAGUUUUUGCACUUUUAAUAAUAGUACCUCAUCUAUGACAGAAGCAGAUUUUGUUCAUUGUCUUUACCCUAAAUGUCUUUAGUAAAUUAGGACUAGAUGAACGCAUUGGAUUAAGGAAUUAGUACUUCCUAAGUCAUACUCUUUAAGCAAAUGUAUGUAUAGAUGUGUAAAUAUUUGGUUGUUCAGACAUUUAACGCACUAUCCUUGCUUAAUCGUCUAAAUAUAUGUUAACCUAUACUGUUUUCUUCAGAAAAAAAGGAUAUUUAUUUUAUAGGAAAUUUGUCUCUUUUUGAUUAUCAAAUUGGUACAUUUACAGACUGGAAGAAUUUAUAAAACCUUCAUAAUUAUUUGAUCUCUGGAUUUUGAUUCAAUAAAAA
Callithrix jacchus (white-tufted-ear marmoset) is the source of this 2402-nucleotide messenger RNA. RefSeq lists its product as uncharacterized. Gene Ontology annotation, molecular function: G protein-coupled receptor activity. Gene Ontology annotation, biological process: G protein-coupled receptor signaling pathway. Gene Ontology annotation, cellular component: plasma membrane. The record is from RefSeq and is a predicted model, not a curated record. NCBI's taxonomy places the organism in Eukaryota, Metazoa, Chordata, Mammalia, Primates, Cebidae.